Pipistrellus nathusii (Nathusius's pipistrelle) is the source of this 549-nucleotide messenger RNA. The record is from the annotation of a GenBank genome assembly. Lineage: Eukaryota; Metazoa; Chordata; Mammalia; Chiroptera; Vespertilionidae.
AUGCCCAAACGGAAGAGGCAGCCGCCGCCGCCGCCGCCCCAGGUGCCCGAGCGGGAGGAGGCCGGGGCCGGCGGCGCCGGGCGGCCUGCGGGACCGCCCAGCCUUCUGGGCCCUCCCCCCAUGGCCAAUGGAAAGCCUGGUGACCCCAAGUCAGCUCUGCGCAGAGGUCCCCCGGGACCAAGGGGACUGAUGAUUCCGCCGCUGCUGAGUCUCCCGCCUCCUCCCCGGGGCAGAGGCCCAGUGUGGGGAGGCUUAGGCCCCAGGUCUCGCCCGCAUGGUCGAGGUUGGGGGAUCAGUGCUGAGCCUCCUUUUCCUGAGCCAGACCAAGGUAGUCUCCCCAGGGAAGGCUUUCACAAACAACAGAGACAUCCUAGAAGGCUCAAAAGCUGGUCGCUUGUCAAGAAUACCUGCUCCCUCGAGGAUGAGCCCCAGGUUAUGGAAGACAAAUCUGACCGCCCAGUCUGCCGACACUUUGCCAAAAAAGGCCACUGUCGAUAUGAGGACCUCUGUGCCUUCUACCACCCAGGCGUCAACGGACCUCCUCUGUGA